UGGCUUUUGGUAAUAAUAGUUGCCUGCCAUCAUUUGCCCGUGCAGUUUUCAAUGAAUAUUGUAUGUGGUCUCUGGCUCUGGUGCUGAUCAUUUGAAUCAGCGGGUCGCGAGGAGGAAGGUAUCCUGGAUGAGCGCACCAGAUGAUGGAAUUUCUCCCAGAGACAGCAGCUGCUCGACCAGGACUGUUUGCCUCGGAAAUUAGAUAAGAAGAGCAGAGCCAGGAGAUCAUACAGCGGGGAAGAUGUUCUGCGCGAAGCUGAAGGAGCUGAAGAUAUCAGGAGAGUGUCCAUUCUCCAGCAGCAGCAGCAGCGGCGGCAGCGCCAAAAAUAAUGAGCUCGGAGACUUUGAGGAGCGCUCAACUGACGCCGCGGAUUUAUUGCCUAUAUCUAAGGACGUGCACGGAAAAAUAGGUGAGGAUCUACCUCAGCAGAAGACAAGCAGAGCCAAAGUUAACCUGCAUACACUUGGGGAGAGCAUCCGCAAAUUGGCAUGUCCCGAGUUUCAAAGGCUGCACACUGCCCUCCAACGAAUGAUGCGACUAUCAGAUCAAACCAGAGACUCGGAAAGUCCAAUAACUUGCUGCACAGACUAUCAGAGUUGCAGUGAUGACACGGAGCAUUUAGUGGAAAUGAUGAACAUGUACUCAGCCAAAACAGCAAUCCAGAUGGAAGCGUUGAGAGUUGCUCUUGGCGAGGAGCUCUUCAACAUGUGUUACGAGGAGGACGGACACAUUUUGAGGGUAGUGGGGGGAGCUCUCCACGAUUUCCUCAACAGCUUCAAUGUCUUGUUGAAACAGAGCAGCACGCUGCCCAACCCGGACAGAGAGGAUUGUGUAAACGAACCUUCGGUGCUCUGCUUAGACAAGGAUGUGGGUCUGCUUACUGUCUAUUUCUUCAACCCCCGCCCGACCACUGAGCUCUUCUUCCCUGGAGUCAUUAAAGCUGCUGCCCGCCUGCUGUAUCACACCACUGUGGAUGUGUUGAUGGACCCCCCCGGUGCUAAAGACAGCAUCUUGCAGUCCAGCCCGCAGCCCAGUCUUCUGUACACAGUUGUAGUCAAGGAUGCUAAAAGCCUGAGCCCCAGUCCGCUGCGGGCUACCUCAGCUGGGACCCUUCCUACCUCUCUGUUCUCUACCAUCUUCCCUUUCCAUCUGAUCCUGGACCAAGACUUGGUUCUAGUGCAAAUAGGACAUGGGCUCAGGAAGAGACUGUUCAGGAAGGAUGGACUCAGGCGUACUGCUACCUUCCAAGAACACUUCUCUAUUGUCUCUCCCCAGAUCAAAUGUACCUUUCAAGGUAUCCUGACCAUGCUAAACACACAGUUUAUCAUUCGGAUCAAGCAUGGAGUCUCCAUCGCAGACAACACAGGGAAGCUCAUGGACCUUAAAGGUCAGAUGAUCUAUGUUUCAGAGUCCAAUGCCAUCUUGUUCUUGGGCUCACCAUGUGUGGACAAGCUGGAGGAGCUGACAGGCCGCGGCCUCUACCUGUCAGACAUCCCUAUACAUAACGCACUGCGUGAUGUAGUGCUGGUUGGCGAACAGGCCAAAGCCCAGGACGGUUUGAAGAAGCGACUGGGAAAGGCCAAGGCAGCCUUGGAGCACGCUCACCAGGCACUGGAGGAGGAGAAGAAGAAGACAGUGGAUCUUCUUUUCUCCAUCUUCCCCGGCACUGUGGCUCAGCAGCUGUGGCAAGGCCAAACGGUGCAGGCCAAGAAGUUUGACCGGGUUACAAUGCUCUUCUCUGACAUUGUGGGUUUUACGGCUGUUUGCUCACGCUGUACCCCGAUGCAAGUGAUAACCAUGCUCAGUGAGUUGUACACCAGGUUUGACCACCAGUGUGGAGAGCUUGAUGUUUAUAAGGUGGAGACCAUAGGUGAUGCGUACUGCGUAGCUGGUGGAUUACACAAGGAGAGCGAGACUCACGCUGUCCAAAUUGCACUCAUGGCCUUAAAGAUGAUGGAGCUUUCAGACGAAGUUAUGACGCCCACCGGAGAACCAAUACAGAUGCGUAUCGGCCUCCACACUGGCUCAGUACUGGCUGGUGUCGUUGGGGUGAAAAUGCCACGCUACUGCCUUUUCGGGAACAAUGUCACACUGGCCAACAAGUUUGAAUCCUGCAGCCAACCUGGGAAAAUCAACAUCAGCCCUACAACCCACAGAUUGCUGAAGGAUCGGCCAGAGUUUGUCUUUGUUCCCAGGAGCAGACAGGAGCUUCCGGCCAACUUCCCAGAAGACAUCCCUGGUGUUUGUUACUUUUUGGAGGCGUCCUUCAAAACUUCACAACUGCCUCUGAAAUGAAGUCGAGCUGCUGCAGAGCCCAAAAAAACAGAAUAUGACAGAAUAUAAACGUAUCCAGUGAACACAGUGCGAACACCUUGUGUAUUUUGGUUCGGGUUGUUUAGAUAUUGAUGAUAUUGUCAGUCAACUCUUGCAGCUGCUUAAUAACAGACAUGUCAGUUUGAUGUCAAACAUGAGUCUUGUUUCUGUACAAUUUUCCAUUUGUACAGUUGUAGCACAGAGAAAUACUCACUUCCUUCAUUUUUCUUCCAGAAUGAGUCAUCUCUGCAAAUUAUUAUGAUAUAAAAAGUAGCUUUCUUGACUGUUUUGUUCAUUUUAAUACCUAAGGAGGUACGAAAUACAUAAAAUGUGCUAAAUGUGGCCAAAAAGGGCAUAUUGUUUUUUAAAAAGUAGCUGCUUCUGGUUUGAUGUAAGGAGUUAAAUAUGUCAUCUGCAUAACAUGAUUCAGAAAUCCAUUUUGGAUGUUGAUCCUCAAUGUGAUGUUGCUAAACAGAUUUGAAGAUUAUGUUCUGUAAAUAUGUGACUGGUCCAUUCACAUCUGUUCAAACUACCUGCUAAAAGCACCUUUGCCUAUUGGUACGACAGAAGAAAUGAAGACUGAAACAGAAUUAGCUUUGUGUGUCUCAGUGGGAGAUUUCAAAAUUUGGAAGAGUUAUUCAAAUAUUUAGGAGACAUCCUGCCUUUUUAAACUUUAGAUUCACUCCUCUAAUCAAUUUAAGUGAUGCAGAGCAGAUUCAGGUGCCUUAUAUGAAAAUAUACCUGCAGGAUCACAGAUAUUUCACAUUAUUUUUACCUGCUUUUUUUCCUUUAGAUAUGGUUCAAUAUGAAUUUACGUGUCAAUAAUUUCUUCCAGAGGUUUGUGGUUCCAGCUCAGUAAAUGUUUGUAAUGACAUGUAACUUAGACUUCCAUUUAUGAGACAUAAAGCAUUUCAAGAUUGCAUUUUCCAAACAUAAGUUAUAUACAUUUAUUUUUUACUUUUUUUCCCACUGUACACAUUUAUACUAUAUUUAUUACAUUUGGUUCAUAGCACUCCUUUCCUAUACAGUGGGAAUAUGACACAACAAGAAUACAAUGAUUGUUCUACUAUCCCUCAUAAUGAUGUGCUUUAAUCAUUAUUGUAAUGUAGUCAAUGCGCAAUAAAUAUUGACAUUAACAUGC
Molecule: messenger RNA, 3455 nt
Organism: Epinephelus lanceolatus (giant grouper)
Lineage: Eukaryota; Metazoa; Chordata; Actinopteri; Perciformes; Serranidae
Gene: gucy1a1
Product: guanylate cyclase 1 soluble subunit alpha 1
Biological process (GO): cGMP biosynthetic process; response to oxygen levels
Cellular component (GO): guanylate cyclase complex, soluble
Molecular function (GO): heme binding; guanylate cyclase activity
Source: RefSeq, a predicted model, not a curated record